Molecule: messenger RNA, 5506 nt
Organism: Ostrea edulis (European flat oyster)
Lineage: Eukaryota; Metazoa; Mollusca; Bivalvia; Ostreida; Ostreidae
Product: acetylcholinesterase-like
Exons: 11
Coding region: 84-1979 (631 amino acids)
Cellular component (GO): cell surface; septate junction; tricellular tight junction
Source: RefSeq, a predicted model, not a curated record
UAAAACUGUUUACCUUUGAUCAACUUCCGCUAUGAAUCAAACUUUUGAUAUUUCAAAGAUUUGGCUCUAAUUUUUCAUUUAGUAUGGGAAAUAUUUAUGUUCUGUGUGUCAUUUUUAGUACAUUAGUUAUUGUGGAAUGUAGGUAUAACGUUCUUGUUCAUACAAAACAUGGAGCUGUUGAAGGGAUGGCCAUUCCGUCACAAUAUGCAGCGAAACACAAAAAACACAUCAACAUUUUCCUCGGAAUUCCCUACGCAAAACGACCAAUAGAGUACAACAAUGACCCGAAACUUUAUAGAUUUACGAAGCCAGAUAGACCAUACUGGGAAGGAACGUGGGAUGCGACGUCCUAUAAACCAGCGUGUCCGCAGCACCUAUGGUACGUCAGGGAGACUGUUCCAAAUGUAGGCAGUGCCAACAUGAGUGAAGACUGUCUCUACAUGAAUAUUUUUGCACCAAAUAAUACGAAGGAAAUCCUAAGUAACAGUCCCACCCUCUAUCCAGUGAUGGUGUUUAUUCAUGGUGGAGGUUACACCAUGGGGUCAUCACAUCAAUAUCCAGGGGUCUUCAUGGCAGAGAGGGAUGUGGUGGUGGUGACCUUUAACUACAGACUUGGACCCUUAGGAUUUUUGUGUACCAAUGAUGCUAAUUCCGCGGGGAAUUAUGGAAUGUGGGACCAAGUGAGGGCCCUGGAGUUUGUGAAAGAGAAUAUUCGAAGUUUCCGAGGAAAUCCAGGCAUCAUUACUAUUUUUGGACAGAACACCGGAGCAGCUAGCGUUGGUCUCCAGAUUUUGUCACCAAGAACUGUCAAUCUUUUUCAUCGUGCCAUUAUGCAGAGUGGCUCUGAUAGAAGCGAAUGGGCCAUUAUCAAGUCUACCAGUGAUGCUCAGAGUUAUGCUGUGGAAUUGGCCAAUGAGCUUGGCUGUCCAACAGGCGACAUGUUCCGAUUAACCCAGUGUCUUAGAGAGCACAGGUCAUAUGGAGAAAUUGUGAAUGCUUCAUCCAAAGUGAGAUUAAAGCCUGGCUCGGUCGGAAAUCCCUGGGGGCCUGUAGUGGACGGGUCAUUGGUGGGGACCGUCAAUGCAUUUCUACCAGAUAAUCCAAAACUUAUGCGAGAACUUGGUAAUUUUAAAAGAAUUGUAGUGAUGGGAGGCCUCAACAAAGAUGAUGGCUCGUUAUUUAUUCCCAAUUUGUCAACCCUUGAUGAAGGAGUACAGAAAAUCCAGUUUGACAAUAUCAUUAAUGAGUUCCUUAGUGACCGAGGAGUGAAAGACAGCGUCACCAAAGAAGCCAUGAUCUUCCAGUAUACAUACUGGCCUCAGCCUCAGAACCAAACUAUGAUCCUCCGCCGGACAGUAGAUAUGAUGUCGGACUACAUGUUUGGUACAGGAAUGAAUGAGGCUAUGAGGUGGCAGACAGUACAUAACAAAACUUUCUUUUACGUCUUUAACUACUUUUCCUGGAAUGACUACUUGCCUUAUUACAGAGGGGUAGCACAUGGCCAGGAACUGCAGUAUAUCUUUGGUUUCCCAUUCAUUAACCAGACCUACAUAGACCUGCUGGGAGUUUAUCCCCGUCAGCAAUAUGACUAUGCAGACAGAAACAUGAGUGAAUACAUGAUGAGUCUUUGGACAAACUUCUCCUCUUAUGGUGAUCCUACCCCAAGACGAUUUAAUUUGAAUUAUUUUAAGAAUGUGACUUGGCGAGAGUACAAUCUUUACAACCACAGCUAUUUCUACAUCAGUAACUCGUCUUACAAUUACACAAACUACAGACAGAAGGACUUUGGAUUCUGGUCCACAUAUUUCCCACAGCUGUCAUCUCGACCAGGAAGUACAGCCACUGCUGCUCCGUUAAUAGAGACCAAUAAGAAUUACCAGACCUCUACCUGGUCCCUGACAGGCUUAUCAUCACUGCUGGUCAUCAUUAUCAUAGCCUUGUGUAUUGUUAAUUACAGAAAUAGGCCCAAAGACUACUGAGAAGGCUGGUCCUCAUUAUCAUAGAUCUGUGUAUUGUUAAUUACAGAAAUAGGCCCAAAGACUACUGAGAAAGGCUGUUUAUUUUCCUUGAGAAAUAGACAGACUACGGAGAGAGGCCUAUGAGAUUCACAAAUGCUCACAAUAGUACGAGGGCUACAUAAAGUCUGAAGGAUUUACUUAUUUCAUUUGAACUUGAAAGGAUAAAUGUAAUAUGCCAUUCAAAUCUGCGAUUCUUUCAAAUAUCAUUGUUAGAAUCUUUAUUCUAUGAGACAUGUAUUUGUUGUAAAAUGUAUCAUAGUAGAUUUUGAUUAAGUAGCACUACAGUAUAUGUUUUAUCUAUUUACUCGUACAUAUCUGUACAUAUCAUGCAAUGCUCAGUGAAUGAACAUAUCAUUUUUAUAACAGAUACAGCAAUAUUUACAUAUUUUGUUUGUGCAAAGAUGUUUCACUUUUCAUAAACAUUCCAUCUUUCAGCGAUACAUAUCCUAUUUUUUAAUUUUUGUAAUGUAUACCAUUGAAUCAAUUCAUAAGAUGUAUACAAAAUGAUUUAUUUUUAUAUGAAUUGAAAUAUAUGUAUUAUUGUUGCUUUGUCCAUUAUUCAAAAGGAAAUGAGGAGAACACUGUAUGCGUUUUAUUGAUAUUGAUUUUCUUGUGGUUGUAAACUUUGAUUUAGAAUUAACAUUUUAGAGUUAGGUUGCUCACAUAAUUACAUGGCAUUGUAUUAUGAAUUAUGUAUUAUGAAUAUUGUGUUUGGUUGUUUAAUACGAAAGUAGACAAAUAAUAAGUGCCAUUUUAUUACGAGUAGAUUGACAUACACAUUGAUUUAGUGAAUGAGAGGUGGGAGUACCAGAGAUUUUAUCAAAUCCUGUUUGUCUAUAUACAAUAUGAAAUGGACAAAGUACAGUUAAGAAAAAUGUCAACAUCUUCCUUCUUAAAUACUAUACCAUCCUCUAGCAUAUAUUUUGAAUAUUCACUUUUGUCAAAAAAAAUUCUAGUUCAUUAAUUUAUAUUUUUUAUGAGUUCAUUUGUUGUAUACCACAUGUAUAAUGAUCAUGUGACAUGGGUUUUUGAAUAGCGUAAUUUCUUAGAUUCACCUCUCAGCUCGCACUAUGAUAUUUUAGUAGCAACAUCACAUAGUGAGAUCUGUGUACAUUGAUUAAGGGAUCCUAGACAUCAUAUAGCGAGACCUGUUUAUUUGGAAUAUUAAUUAGCAAGUCACAUGACAUCAAAAUAUGACUGUAGCUGCAAGUAAAGAUUAUUAUACAUUUAAUACUUUAAGCUUCAAAGUACCGUAAAACAUGGUUACCGCAAAUGUUGAACAUUUAAUGUUCAUUAUAACCAAACUUUGUCAUAUCCAAUACAAUUUUUGAUUGUUAUUUUCCUCUCAUUCAUAGAGGAAUAAAUAUGACUUCAUGAUAAGCUUGAAUUCAUUAUAAGGAUGUUUAACUGGAUGUCAUUUAGUUGUAUAUUUAUUGACUGAUUUUGUUCAUGACAUCAUACAGUCAACAUUUUUUAUACUUUUUGAAUAUGGUGAACCCUUUGUCAACCUUAUCUGUGCUGAGGAGACCAAUUUGUGUACUUUAUUUUUAAAGGGAAAGGCAACCUUAACCACAUUGUUGCUUGUAUGAAUAAAGUAUUACCUGCUGAUAUCGUAAAUGACAGUCUUUAACAACAAAAAUCCUUGCUUAACGAUUUUAAUCAAUAUUAAUCUAUCAUUUAUUUUAAAUUACCCGAUGCUAAGAGAGCUGCCAUUAAAGUUUAAUUUAUGACGUCACACCGUCGGUUCCGAUUUAUUUCAUCAGCAACACUGUAAACAUGACAAGUCACAAACCGUUAAGUUUGGAGUUGUAUAGUUUUGAGCCCGUUCUUUCGCAAGAAGAAAUCAAGAAAAGAAGAUGUUCAGUCGAGUCGCAGACCCGGCAGACUGUACACAUUUCUUCAUACAAAUGUCUCAAACCUCAGCUUGUCAUAAUGCAAAUGACGGAUCCACAGUUUACAUAGUCUUUUCUUUUCAGAUGACCUGUUUGGGUCAGGAAUUUCAUUAAAAAAACAAAAAACUUUUCACAUCUCCCCUUUGCAUUAGUGCAGUUAACAGCUUGACAGGAAGGCAUCAACCUAUUUAUUCAUAAAAUCUACCACAUGCACAUCUUUGAUGACCUUAUUUCAACAAAAUCGGAACGGACGGUGUGACGUCAAAAUUAUUGAUUUUUGUGGUCUUGAAUACAAAAGAGUUCCACGUCAUGGCAGCCUCUAUAGAUGGCAGGAAUUUCAAUUUUUAACGUUUUCAAAUUAGUACUGAAGCUUAUCUAGACCAUAUAUCAACUGAAUAGUAUGACAAAUGUUUAUCAUAUGAUUUAUGUAAAUUUUUUUUUUGGUUGCCUUCCCCUUUAACACACAAAGCUUCAUCAACAUAAUUUAAACUGAAAUGGUUAAUUGUUUUAUUGCUAAAAGUGGGCAAUAUAUUAGGUAUUGAAAUUCUAAAAGGAUUGAUGUCUUGCAUUCCAUAAACUUGGCCAUUCCAAUGAAACUGUGUUUUGAUGAAGUAAGUUGAUUGUGUGCUUGACCUGUUGUUUUUGUCAUUUUUUCCUGCUGGAAGAACUGUUUAAUACUUUAUAUUCGCAUUUCCAAUGUUUUUGCCUUUGAUAUCUUUACAAAUCCUAAUGAUAUACAUUUCUUCAUGAGCAUCCUGUUACACAUUGUAAUGAUAGACAUUUCCUCAUGAAUGUGCUGCAAUUGUAAACAAUGUGCACAUGAAUACAGAACUACUUGAUAAAUAUAGUACGUCUAUUUUAACGGCUGGGAAUUUUGACAGAAAUGUAUAGAAUGUAAACAUAACAAACAUUAGAGUAUGAACUGCAACACUUCAUGCCGGCGUACUUUUCAUGACGUGCCAUUGAGCUUCUUGAAGUAUGUGGGGUGAAGCAUCUCAGAUCAUACCAACAUGUAUGAAAUUUACUUCUUAAAUGUCAGCAAAACAUCACACUUUUCAUACUGUAUUUAUGCAGGACAUCUCUCGAGAAUCGAGAAUAUUUGCAUAAACUGUUUGUAUAUCCAUUUCUCAACAGUGAACUGGUUUACAAGGAUGAAAUCUUCAUCACAAUGAAGAUUUUAAAAUGUCAAAUUAUGACAUGACAAAAUCAUAUUAAUUAUAUCUGCUGGGUUUUGUUUCCUACGUCUUUAUGAUUAUUAAUUGUAUUCUAAAAACAUGCUUUAUUAUGAUGGAACAUGUUUUUGUGCAUCAAUUUUUAUUAUUAAUUUCAUGGUCUUUGGUGAUCAGGUUUUCCAACAGUCUGUUGGAAUUCCCAUGGGCAUGAAUUGUGCUCCUUUGUUAGCUGACCUGUUUCUAUAUUCCUAUGAAGCAGAAUUUAUUCAAAUACUUCUAUGUGAGAAGAAAAAAUCUCUUGCUGUGACCUUCAAUUCGACAUUUAGAUAUAUCGACGACGUUUUGUCUAUUAACAUAAUAACUUUCAUUCACAUGUCGAUUUGAUAUAUCCCUGUGAGCUCGAAAUAAAAGACACCACAGAGUC